AUCACGUGGAGUGUUGUUGUUGAGGAGAAGAGCUCAAAAAGUGUGCAAGUGGGAUCUACAGCAGUUGAAAGCGGAUGAAAACUGCUGUUUUCAGAAAUCAAAUUGCUUUCCUGGUUAAAAGGAGCUGCCGAAAGAAGAAGUUGUUUUAGACAAGAGUCAUUAGACUUCUUCUGAUCACAACAACACAAUGAGCCUAGCGAAACUGAAGAUAUCGAUACCAUGCAUUAACUGUUUAUCAAGGGAAAAUUUGUUCGAAUCAUGCAGCAAAUUAAGGAAUGUUAGAUUAAUUUCUAUGAACCAUCAACAGUUUGGUCAACAAAGAUCCCAAAGAACGUGUUUUCGACUUUAUCAUAACAAACUUAGUCCGAGUAAACCUAUGAUUAAACUAUGGAAAAAUGCAAGUCAAUGUGUUCCAGUUAAUAAACUGUCAUUUGAGAAAAACUAUUUACCUCCAGAAAGUGGUAUUCUUGUCAGGAAAUCCACGCAUAUCAUUGAUUAUUUACGGAAUAAAAGAGUUUUUUCAACAGACACCAAAAAGAGGGAAAAUAUCUUCACAGUGCCAAACAUGCUUUGCUUGGUCAGAAUAUCACUUGCUCCAGCAAUUUCUUACCUUCUGUUGAACUCUGAGAAUUUGACAGCACUUAUUUUAUUAGGUGUGGCAGGAAUUACUGAUUUGCUUGAUGGGUUCAUUGCACGAAAAUUCAAACAUCAAAGCUCAGUAUUUGGAUCCAUGCUUGAUCCUGCUGCUGACAAAAUUCUUAUGACAAUUGCAACUAUCAGUCUUGCGUGGGUCAACCUCCUCCCAGUUUCCUUGUGUGCUUUAAUUGUGGGACGCGAUAUUGGAAUUAUGUCAGCUGUUGCAUACUUGAGGUAUACCACUGUACCAAAACCACUAACACUUCCAAAGUUUUUUGAUGUGAACCUUCCAACGGUACAAAUGAAACCAACUUUUAUCAGCAAGGUAAAUACUGCUUUGCAGUUGGGUCUUGUUGGCUUAUGUAUGUCUGCCCCUGUUUUUGGAUUCACAGAAAGCUCUUGGCUUCAUGCAUAUUUGUACUUCGUUGGUGCCACUACAGUUUUAUCUGGUUUGAGUUAUGUUGUCAAAGGAAGUCAGACAUUUAGGGUUUUAAAGUGAUAAUAUUGUGAAAGAAAAUUUUGUAUAAUUCAAUGUUUAAAGUAUUUUUCUGAAUUUUUAUUCGUCUA
Rhopilema esculentum is the source of this 1203-nucleotide messenger RNA. RefSeq names its product cardiolipin synthase (CMP-forming). Gene Ontology annotation, biological process: cardiolipin biosynthetic process. Gene Ontology annotation, molecular function: cardiolipin synthase (CMP-forming) activity. NCBI's taxonomy places the organism in Eukaryota, Metazoa, Cnidaria, Scyphozoa, Rhizostomeae, Rhizostomatidae. Gene Ontology annotation, cellular component: membrane; mitochondrion. The record is from RefSeq and is a predicted model, not a curated record.